Molecule: messenger RNA, 744 nt
Organism: Trichogramma pretiosum
Lineage: Eukaryota; Metazoa; Arthropoda; Insecta; Hymenoptera; Trichogrammatidae
Exons: 4
Coding region: 85-744 (219 amino acids)
Source: RefSeq, a predicted model, not a curated record
AUAUUAUUACACUUAUGUUACCUAGCUCGAUGUGUAACAUCAUUACAAAACAAUUAGUCGUUGAUCAAGUUCCGAGUGAUAAACAUGGACUUCAGUGAUGUAUAUAACUCUGAUGUCAGAGUGAAGAAGGAACCAGAUGAUGUUUCCCCAAUUAAAAAUGAAGAUUAUAAGAUAAUUGACAAUGCAUGCGAUGCUAAAAACGACGAAUUCUCGAGUUUUUGUCGAGAAAAUUUAAUUUAUGGGCUUCGUGAAAAUGAUGAAAAUUCUGGACCUAAUAACGAUUUGGAAAUAGAAUUCGAAUGUAAGGACGAGAAGCUCGGAAUUAACUUAUUAGUAGUCAAGAAAAUCGAGGACGAUUAUCCAGAUCAAUGGCAGCAUAUGAAAAAUAGUUGCGAUUAUCAGACUCAAAAGAAAAUUAAAGAAGAAAUGGUCGACGAAGUAAAAGAGGAAUUGAAUUUGGAUGGUGAACUCAGUGAUGCAUUUGAUGCAAAUGAAGAAACAUUUGCUCAAAAUAGUCAACGCAAAACCCAAACUGAUAAGGCACGCAAUCGUACCAAAUAUCCAUGUAAUAUAUGCAGUAAAAAAUUUGCACGAAAAGGUUAUCUCAAGGUCCACAUCGAUUCAGUACAUAAUGACACGUCAAAAGUGUGCAUGAAGGCAAUACCCAAGCACGAGAUCAAUACAAAUGAUCUUAAAACGUACCUAUCAAUACCGCGCCAAAUGAUGAAAUAUCGAGACAAAUAA